Camellia sinensis is the source of this 1131-nucleotide messenger RNA. NCBI's taxonomy places the organism in Eukaryota, Viridiplantae, Streptophyta, Magnoliopsida, Ericales, Theaceae. The record is from RefSeq and is a predicted model, not a curated record.
AUGUCAAAACAGUGCUUCGUCACGGUAAAUGGCAGCCAUGCUGCAAAAGGGUUUGUACAGAUAGUGGAGGAGCCAGAAAGCAACGAACUGUUUGCAGAUGUCGGCAAAGUAGCCGAACAGAAGGCAUUGGAAGACUUGGUAGAGACAGUCAACCUUGGCUUCCCAUCAUCCAACAACGAGGCGGAGAAUAAAGCAUUGCUAACAGGUUUAAAAUCAGCACUUCACAUGAAGGCCACCGAGCUGAUGGUGUACAGUGACUCCCAGCUAGUAGUCAACCAGAUUUUAGGCAACUACAAGGCAGAAGAUGAUGGGAUGGCUAAGUAUCAAGAGUUGGGUCAAGUGCAAGGACGAAUUAAGGGUCAAGUGCAAGGACGAAUUAAGGGUCAAGUGCAAGGACGAAUUAAGGGUCAAGUGCAAGGACGAAUUAAGCACCGGAAUACUGUGAGUAACAUCUUAGUAAAGAUAUUUUUGAUAAGUUUUGGUGUUCUAGUGGCUUCAUAUGAGGAGGUUGAUAUUAACUGGAUUGGUUUGGCUUACCAAAUGGGAGGUGUUGUUGCGAAAGCUUUGAGGCGUAUAUUCAUGGAGAUUUUUGUUAAAAGGAAGGGUCUCAAACUAAACCCUAUUUCUGUCAUGUACUACGUUAGUCCCUACAGGCAUUUCUUGUGCAGUGCUCUUUGCUUGUUCAUUCUGUGGAUUUUUCUAGAGAAGCCAAAGAUGGAUGCCCAAGGGACAUGGAGCUUUCAACCUGUUAUCCUAACACUCAACUCUCUUUGUACUUUUGCACUUAAUCUAUCAGUUUUUCUUAUGAUCUCGCAUACAAGUGCUUUGACAAUUCGUGUUGCUGGAGUUGUCAAGGAUUGGGUGGUUAUCUUACUAUCAACCCUUCUGUUUGCUGAUACAAUGCUGACAAUGAUAAAUCUGUUUGGUUAUGGCAUCACCAUUGUAGGUGUAGCUGCAUAUAACAACCACAAGUUGAAAAAGGAGGCUUCUCAAGGCUCCUCUGAUGAGUCUCAACAUGCUGAAUCUACGCCAUUAACUUCAUCCUCAACUAUUGAAAGUAGAUAAAUAGAGAGCGGUCUCACAGUUUAGUCUGAGGUAUGCAACUUUAAUUGUGCAAUUUGACUCUUCCCU